GCGGUGAGGAUGUUUCUAAUUUGAUGAUGUUUUUGUUUUGAAAAUUAAACCAAACAGAUCUUAACGCGUUAAGAAUGGUUUAAGAUACAGAUCUAUAAUCAAUUGAAGUAUUAAUAUAUCAAUCAUGCUGAAGUCUAAUGUAUAUCAGCAGAAGAUAGCUGAGAAGAAGGCUGAUUUGGAAAAAUUACAAGAGUUCAGAACUUUAACUUCAGAACUAGCUACCUAUCUUGAAGGCAUUGGUGAUAGAUUAGAUCAUAUGAAAGACGGUACAGAAAGUGUAGCAUUAAUAUUGGCCAACUGGCAGAAUGUGGUGAAGGCUAUAUCGUUGGCAUCGUUGGGUCUUUUGAAAUACUCUGAUAAAGACUAUGAUACCAAGACUCCUCUUCCAGAAGCUUUGGUACGGAUCAAAUUAGAUAAAGAUGAAGAUGAUCCUCUUGACAAUGAAGAUGGUCAAGAUGUUGAAGAAAGUAUAGAGUAAGUCAGCUGCUGGCGGUUGGAACUACAAUAGAUAAGUCUGUAUUAUAUAUAAAAUAAUUAAAUA
Messenger RNA from Scheffersomyces coipomensis, 541 nucleotides. It is a transcript of the gene DAD2, whose product is annotated as Dad2p. Gene Ontology annotation, biological process: mitotic cell cycle; attachment of spindle microtubules to kinetochore. The record is from RefSeq and is a predicted model, not a curated record. The transcript has a single exon. Gene Ontology annotation, cellular component: mitotic spindle; mitotic spindle midzone; mitotic spindle pole body. NCBI's taxonomy places the organism in Eukaryota, Fungi, Ascomycota, Pichiomycetes, Serinales, Debaryomycetaceae. The coding region runs from base 125 to 478 and encodes 117 amino acids.